Messenger RNA from Hylaeus volcanicus, 1003 nucleotides. RefSeq lists its product as uncharacterized. Lineage: Eukaryota; Metazoa; Arthropoda; Insecta; Hymenoptera; Colletidae. The coding region runs from base 147 to 917 and encodes 256 amino acids. The transcript has 3 exons. The record is from RefSeq and is a predicted model, not a curated record.
CUAACAACGAGUUGUGGUGGUUAGACGUCAGCGGAUCAUCGGUUGCAACGCCGAUCGGGAGAGACAAGGACAGAGGAGUCUACGUUGUACUGAUUCGCGUCGAAUCGCGUGGCAGACGCUCGUGCCGGCCCUCCAACCUAUAGAAGAUGAGACACUUCGGGCACCGUUACGUGUACCUGGCCUUCCUGCUGGCGUCAGCCUCGGCAAGGUCGGCGGACACCAGCCCUACCAUCAACUCCAUCGACGAGCAGAGCGCAAGGUCGAGCAGCAGCAACGUCUUCGCGGACCUGAGGCAGGUGUACCAAAUCUACAAAGAGUGCGCUGACCAGGAGCUCAGUCCGUGCCUGAAAAUGAGGCUCCUCUCCGCGGUAGACAGGAUGUACAGGAGCAUUCAGUUGAACGUAGCAGACGGGGUCACCUUCAUUCGCGACGACCCCGCAAUUGCCGAAGAGGAUCCUGUCAAAUCCCUCCAGGAGAUCGAGGCUAGCCUGCCCAGAGCGUUGGAUGACAAGGAGGACGCGUUGAACAACAUGAUCUACGACAAGAUCGUGAAGUUCUUCCAGAGCCACACGCUGAAACUGAAACUUCCCAAUGUCGAGGAACUCCAACGCAGUCUCGUGGAGGAAGGUCGCAAGAAGAAGAAGAACAUGGGCCUCCUGGCGAUUCCACUGUUGAUCGGUGGAACCCUGGUGCCCUUGGCCCUGGGAGCACUGGCCCUGCUGGCGGGCAAAGCUCUGAUCGUCAGCAAGCUGGCGCUGGUGCUGGCGUCCAUCAUCGGGCUGAAGAAGCUGGUGUCCGGUGGCGGUGACCACGGGCACGAGGUCGUCCAAGUGGCAAGCGGCGGGCACGGGUCCAGCGGAUGGGCGAGAUCGAGCCACGACCUCGCCUACUCCGCCUACAAGCCGUCGUCCACCUAGGGAAACAAUGGCUCCGGGGCGUCGAGCAGUCCUCUUUUCAAUCUCACUUCGCUUUCCCCAGCCGGUACUUUCCUCCUCGAUCGUUC